AUGAUGGCUACGAAACAGUGGGACAUAUUCACAAGGAAUUUCAAGAGGAAUUGGAAUGAUUUGUUUAAGGCGCUUCCUUUAAUUUCACGAAGCGUUAGACAUCAUUCCCACUUUCAGCAAGGACGAGGUAUCCAUGUUUCCAAGAAAGCCCAUGUCUUCUCCGCCCGUAAACCAUACAAGGCUACAUCUGCACUCUCUACAUAUACGAAGAAUAAUUUCGAGACACAAUCUAGUAACUCUAGUUCUCCACGACAGAAUUCCACCUGCCAUUCACACUCUCCAAUUUCACUCUCCUAUCUUCUAAAACUCUCUCACGCACCCCAUUCUCCUUCUUUCUCACCACCCUUCAAGUUGCCCUGUACAAGUUGUAAAAUUCGUAUAAUUUGCGUCCAGCAAGAAGGUAGAGAUGGCGAAAUUUCGGAAGAGCUCUGGCACGGCGGUAACGAGGAGUAUUUUGAGGGCGUUUCCUGCAAGCGUGUAUUUGUAGAGUUGGAUGGAGCCCGCGAGCCAGACGAGGUGGAAGUAUUGGAAGAGCCCGCGAGCAGCUACUUCGAGGCCCUAGAGGCGUUGAUCUCCAGCUCUUCCCGGUAUUUUUGUACUCGGCAUGGAAUUCAUCUGGAAGUUAGAAUGGUCUGGCAGAUAUUUUUAGCACUGGGUGUAGCCCCAUAUUAUUUUCUUGUAGUUCAUACGCAAGUGGUAGUCAUCAGGAAUCUAAUCGUAGCGAUGCUAAUCGGCCGGAUCGCUUCGGUCAAUUUCCUGGGGAAUGAUGUCGAACAAUUCGUACCACAAAAGGUUCCAGAGGGCAGGAAGUUGAUGCGACUAGGGACCACAAGUAACCAUAACUUUGACGCCGAGCCCUCCAGAGAGCCAAAUACUGCCAGGGGUGUUGUUGAAAUGUACUUGGUCCAAAGACGGCAGCAAGAGGAAUUUACCAUUGAAUUGCAGCUAGCAGCAACGCUUCGGGGUCAGUUCGAAAUGCAUCGAAAGAGAAGAAACUGA
Molecule: messenger RNA, 999 nt
Organism: Lindgomyces ingoldianus
Lineage: Eukaryota; Fungi; Ascomycota; Dothideomycetes; Pleosporales; Lindgomycetaceae
Exons: 9
Coding region: 1-999 (332 amino acids)
Source: RefSeq, a predicted model, not a curated record